GAAGUGGAUUUCUGGGUGUGGGCUGUUGCUUGAUGUUCCUCAUCUCUUCCCCAACUGGAUAAUUUCAUAACUUCAUUCAUGAUUCUUGUGGGGCUAUAGCCAGAUUAGCCAACUGCCACUCAAGUCCCCACCACCCCAUAUGUACACGUCAUGUUUGCUUUUACUCACCCAUCUUUUUUGCCGUUCCCUAUUUAUAUAACCCAUUCAUCAUCCCCACUUCACUGGACAAAAGGAAAAUAGAAAAAAGAGGUGAGACUCUGAGAUUUAGAACUGAGCAUAAAUCAGCCUACCAAAAGAAACGGAUCAGAGUGAUCUCUAUACCUGGAGUUGACAUGGAAGUAGCUAUAGAAUUAGAAGAUGAUCUGUUCUUUGCAGACAUAAGCAAGCAAAUUUCUCUUCUUGUCAUGGAAGAUGAUGAGGACCCAGUUGCUAAUUAUCCUUCAGUUUCUUUCCAGGAUUUCUCAAGAGCGAAUUAUCCAACUGCAUCGUCAGCUUGUAUGUAUGAGCAAAGAAGAGAAAGCAAAGGAACAGGAGUUUUCAUUCCAAGAUCAUCACAGCCAAGAAGGAAACACAGGCAAGGAAGACAUUCUUCAUUCAACUCAAAGUCUCAUAAGCAGCAAGACAAUGCAAGAAUGGUUUCUCACGUUUCUUACAACAAUUCUUUAUACCCAAGAAAGGCUAAUUAAGGCCAUUCAUAUAUAUAUAUAUAUAUGUAAGUUCUACUAAUCUUAUUGCCAAGAAGUUGUUGGGCAGGCUAUGGAGUUUAUGUCUGAAUAUGAUCCAUAUGAGGAACAUGUACAAGGAGAGAACCUGUGUUCCUAGCUAGGAGGUUCUAAUGAGGUUCAGUUUCCCAAGGAUUGAACUUCUCCAAUAAACAAAUGUGUGGUUGCUAUUAAGUAUUAUACAGCGAUAAGGUUGUUUUUCUACACUAAUUAAUGUGACUGAUUAAAUUUCAUA
This is a messenger RNA of Manihot esculenta (cassava), 957 nucleotides long. RefSeq lists its product as uncharacterized. The transcript has 2 exons. The coding region runs from base 333 to 686 and encodes 117 amino acids. The record is from RefSeq and is a predicted model, not a curated record. NCBI's taxonomy places the organism in Eukaryota, Viridiplantae, Streptophyta, Magnoliopsida, Malpighiales, Euphorbiaceae.